AUGUAAUAAAGCGAAUAGGAACAAUAAAAGGAGUAAAAAAUUACUCAAAAUGAGAUACCUGAUUUAAUUAUUAAUCCUUAUGAAGUGGUGAACAAUUCUAAGAAGCAAAUAGACUAUGAUAAGUUGAUCCAAUCGUUCGGUUGUUAGAGAAUAGAGCAAAAUCACUUAGAGCGCAUACAAGCCUUAACUUAAAAGCCUGUGCAUCAUUAUUUAAGACGUGGAAUUUUCUUUUCACAUCGAGACCUAAAUUAAGUAUUAGAUGCUUAUGAAGCUGGAAAAGGGUUCUAUUUGUACACAGGGAGAGGACCAUCAGGAGAUUCAAUGCAUGUUGGACAUUUGAUGCCAUUUAUAUUUACUAAAUAUUUAUAGGAGGCCUUUGAUGUACCAGUAGUGAUUGAAUUGUCAGAUGAUGAGAAGUUUUUCCAUAAAAGUGAAACAACUUUGGAGGAAUAUCAAAGAUAUGGAUAUGAAAAUGCAAAAGACAUAAUAGCAUGUGGAUUUGAUGUGAACAAAACAUUCAUUUUCCUAAGCUCAAAAUAUGCAGGUCACAUGUACCAUAAUAUUUGUAAAUUUCAACAUGCGAUAACCUAUUCAUAAUUAAGAGGAAUAUUUGGUUUAAAUGAAUCUGAUAAUUGUGGGAAAGUUGCUUAUCCUGCAGUUUAAGCUGCUCCAUCUUUGUCUUCAUCUUUUAGACACAUUUUCGGAAAGGAUGAAGUUAUGUGUUUAGUUCCUCAAGGCAUAGAUCAAGACCCAUAUUUUAGAAUGACUAGAGAUGUAUGCUAUAAACUCAAGGUUCCUAAAACUGGAUGUAUUCAUUCCCAAUUCCUACCAGGAUUACAUGGAUUCGGUACAAAAAUGGGAACUACAGAUCCUACAUCUGCCAUCUUCUUAACAGAUAGUCCAAAAGAAAUUGAAGAAAAAGUUCUCUAUUUUAUUUAUUUAAUUAGAUCAAAAAACAUGCAUUGUCUGGUGGAGGUAUGACUAAAAAAGAACAUCAAGAAAAAGGAGCUGAUCUUACUGUCGAUGUUCCAUAUCACUAUUUGAGAUUUUUCCUUGAAGAUGAUGCUCGUCUUGAAGAAAUCAGAGUAUAAUAUGGAAAAGGUGUUAUGAUGACAAGUGAAGUCAAAAAAGAAUUAAUUACAGUUCUUACUAAAAUUAUAACAGAACAUUAGUAAAGAAGAGCACUUGUCACAGAUGAAAUGGUUUAAAAAUUUAUGGAAUUAAGACCUUUAAGCAACUAUCCACCUAAAAAGAAUAAUUGAGA
This is a messenger RNA of Paramecium sonneborni, 1264 nucleotides long. Lineage: Eukaryota; Ciliophora; Oligohymenophorea; Peniculida; Parameciidae. The record is from the annotation of a GenBank genome assembly.